GCGCCGGCGAGGAGCGGCGCGGGAGAUGCGCCGGCAGGUGUCUGCGGCGGCGGACGGGGACCUGUAGGUGCCGCCGGGCCAGCAGCGCCGCGCCGGGCGAGCCGGGGCCGCGAGCAGUAUCCACUUUGGAUCAUUUUUGAAGCUGAAUUCAGAACAAUCUUAAGGUGUUUAACAUUAUUCAACUGCUAUAAAGCUAAAGCUUUUUUUGGAAAAUUGAACCUAACCUGUACUGCACACAAGAUGAAAAUGUGGUUGCCAGUCAGUCACCUUGUGAUACUAUCUUUUACAACCUGUCUGUCAGAGUUCACCUGGCACAGAAGGUAUGGCCAUGGAGUUUCAGAGGAAGAUAAAGGAUUUGGACCGAUCUUUGAAGAGCAGCCAAUUAAUACCAUUUACCCAGAGGAAUCACCAGAAGGGAAAGUGUCGCUGAACUGCAGGGCCCGAGCCAGCCCGCUCCCAGCUUACAAGUGGAGAAUGAAUAAUGGGGAUAUUGAUCUGACCAGUGAUCGGUACAGUAUGGUAGGAGGAAACCUUGUUAUCAACAACCCUGACAAGCAGAAAGACGCUGGAAUCUACUACUGUUUAGCAUCCAAUAACUACGGGAUGGUCAGAAGCACUGAAGCCACCCUGAGUUUUGGAUAUCUCGAUCCUUUUCCACCUGAGGAGCGCCCUGAGGUCAGAGUGAAGGAGGGGAAAGGAAUGGUGCUUCUCUGUGACCCUCCGUACCAUUUUCCAGAUGACCUUAGCUACCGCUGGCUUCUAAAUGAAUUUCCUGUGUUUAUCACAAUGGAUAAACGAAGAUUUGUGUCUCAGACGAACGGCAAUCUCUACAUUGCAAAUGUGGAGGCGUCCGAUAGAGGCAAUUAUUCCUGCUUUGUGUCCAGUCCUUCUAUUACAAAGAGUGUGUUCAGCAAAUUUAUCCCACUCAUUCCGCUACCUGAGCGAACAACGAAACCAUACCCUGCUGAUAUCGUGGUUCAGUUCAAGGAUAUAUAUGCACUGAUGGGCCAAAACGUGACGUUGGAGUGUUUUGCGCUGGGCAAUCCUGUUCCCGACAUCCGGUGGCGGAAGGUUCUAGAGCCAAUGCCGAGCACUGCUGAGAUCAGCAGCUCCGGGGCUGUCCUCAAGAUCUUCAACAUUCAGCUGGAGGAUGAAGGUACCUAUGAAUGUGAGGCUGAGAACAUUAGAGGAAAGGAUAAACACCAGGCAAGAAUUUAUGUUCAAGCAUUUCCUGAGUGGGUGGAACAUAUCAAUGACACGGAGGUGGACAUAGGCAGUGACCUCUACUGGCCUUGUGUGGCCACAGGGAAGCCCAUCCCUACAAUCCGAUGGCUGAAAAAUGGAUACGCGUAUCACAAGGGGGAGCUGAGACUGUAUGAAGUGACUUUUGAAAAUGCCGGCAUGUAUCAGUGCAUAGCCGAGAACACACACGGCGCCAUCUACGCCAACGCGGAGCUGAAGAUCUUGGCAUUGGCUCCAACUUUUGAAAUGAAUCCUAUGAAGAAAAAGAUCCUGGCUGCUAAAGGAGGGAGGGUUCUAAUCGAAUGCAAACCUAAAGCGGCCCCUAAGCCAAAAUUUUCGUGGAGUAAAGGGACCGAGUGGCUUGUCAACAGCAGCAGAAUCCUCAUUUGGGAAGAUGGCAGCUUGGAGAUCAGUAACAUCACCAGGAGUGACGGAGGCGUCUACACCUGCUUUGCUGACAAUAAUAAAGGGAGGGCGAAUAGCACUGGGACUCUGGUCAUCACAGAUCCCACGCGGAUUAUCCUGGCCCCAAUCAAUGCCGACAUCACCGUGGGAGAAAAUGCCACCAUGCAGUGCGCUGCCUCCUUUGAUCCCGCCCUGGAUCUCACGUUCAUCUGGUCCUUCAAUGGCUAUGUGAUCGAUUUUAACAAGGAGAACACUCACUACCAGCGGAAUUUCAUGCUGGAUUCCAAUGGGGAACUGCUCAUCCGAAAUGCCCAGCUGAAACAUGCUGGGAGGUACACGUGCACUGCUCAGACAAUUGUGGAUAAUUCCUCAGCCUCAGCUGACCUUGUUGUGCGAGGUCCUCCAGGCCCUCCAGGUGGUCUGCGAAUAGAAGACAUUAGGGCCACUUCGGUGGCACUUACUUGGAGCCGUGGUUCAGACAAUCACAGUCCCAUAUCUAAGUACACCAUCCAGACCAAGACGGUCCUUUCAGAUGACUGGAAAGAUGCAAAGACGGAUCCCCCAAUUAUCGAGGGAAACAUGGAGGCGGCAAGAGCGGUGGAUUUAAUCCCGUGGAUGGAGUAUGAGUUCCGUGUGGUGGCGACCAACACGCUGGGCGCAGGAGAGCCCAGCAUUCCGUCCAACAGGAUCAAAACAGAUGGUGCCGCACCUAAUGUGGCUCCUUCAGAUGUAGGAGGUGGGGGCGGAAGCAACCGGGAGCUGACCAUAACGUGGGUGCCUUUGUCAAGAGAAUACCACUAUGGCAACAAUUUUGGUUACAUCGUGGCAUUUAAGCCAUUCGAUGGGGAAGAAUGGAAAAAAGUCACAGUCACUAAUCCAGACACCGGCCGGUACGUCCACAAGGAUGAGACCAUGCGCCCCUCCACCGCCUUUCAGGUCAAAGUCAAGGCCUUCAACAACAAAGGCGAUGGCCCUUACAGCCUCACGGCCGUCAUCAACUCAGCACAGGAUGCUCCCAGUGAAGCCCCAACAGAAGUAGGCGUAAAAGUGUUAUCAUCUUCUGAGAUAUCCGUUCAUUGGGAGCAUGUUCUAGAAAAAAUAGUGGAAAGCUAUCAGAUUCGGUACUGGGCUGCUCACGACAAAGAAGCGGCUGCACACAGAGUCCAGGUCACCAGCCAGGAGUACUCGGCCAGAAUGGAGAACCUCCUGCCCGACACGCAGUAUUUUGUGGAAGUCAGGGCCUGCAACAGUGCAGGGUGUGGACCCCCCAGUGACAUGAUUGAGACCUUCACCAAGAAAGCACCUCCGAGCCAGCCGCCAAGGAUCAUCAGUUCCGUGCGGUCCGGUUCACGCUACGUCAUCACCUGGGAUCACGUGAUCGCGCUAGCAAAUGAAUCUACAGUGACAGGAUAUAAGGUACUUUAUAGACCUGAUGGCCAGCAUGACGGCAAGCUGUAUUCAACGCAUAGACACUCUAUAGAAGUCCCGAUCCCCAGGGACGGAGAGUAUGUCGUGGAGGUCCGUGCGCACAGCGACGGAGGAGAUGGUGUGGUGUCUCAAGUCAGAAUUUCAGGCGUCUGCACCCUGUCACCAAGUCUUCUCGUCUUCCUGCUGCCCACCCUCGGCAUCCUUGUCUCCCUGGGAUUCUGAGUGUGGUGUGACCGCCGCUGUUCCCAGCCCAGCUCAGAGGACACCCUACAUCCCUGUGGUGACAACCGUUCCUUCCAAUCCCUGCGGCUCUAUCCUAAACCAGACAACUCGUACUCCGACUAUCCCACUGAUUUACAACCCACAUUAGGACUGAGGCAUUCAGGAACCCCUUCCUCCAAAGGAAUAAACUUUUAAAGGGAUAUAAAGUGAUUUUUAACUCGUUCCAAUAUGCCUUAUAAACCACUCAACCUGAUUCUGUGGCAGUUGCAUGAUUUAUCCAGUGGGGCAAGGUACCGUGUUCAAUUCAAUACUAUAGGAUAUAGAAUGAACGAAAAAUCACCCUACACAGGUGCUUUCCAUUUAAUAACAAGUUGUGAAAUGUAAUAGAGGUUGAAAUGUUGAUCGUAUGUGGUCCGUGUAAGAGUAACAGUCUCUUGUGCUAUCUUCUCUGUUUUGGGUCCUGCAUAUUUUCGAAUGGCCCCUAUUAUCCAUGUUUUGAGGUUUCUUGAAAAACACCAUAGAGUAUAACCGAAACAUUUUGACAUAAAUUCAAUUCCUAAAUCAUUGUGUUGAUGAGUGGAAAGAUUCUGAACACCACAUGCUAGAACUUAUUUUCACUAUUCUUAUUUUGGAAAGAAGUGAUUUUCUAAAUAUUUGAUUUUCAUAAUCAGUAAUACUUUGAAGUUAGGUUUUGAAUAGUAAAGUGAACAUACCAUAUGAAGGUUGGUUUUCUUUUUUUUUUCUUUUGUAUUCUACUCUGAAGUUACUUUAUGUGUUUCUUAUAAUCAUUUUCAAACCUCAGAAAUCACAGCCCUUAUCCAGAGUAUCAUCGUAUUGCUGUCUUUAUUCAUAUGUGGAAUGAUGGAUUUUGAAAAGUAGAGAGAGUAUUACAUUCUGAGAUGUGACAAGUCUUUGCCCAGGUAGGAAUAAAUGACAGUUCCGUGAAUAUCAGAAUUUUCUAGUGGUGGUUCUAGUAUCAUUUUUUUGUGUGCUUCAUUUCUAAGUAAAAUCUUUUUUUAAUGAAGGUAUGGGAUCAAGAAAUCACCUGUAGGUUGAAAAAACUGCAGUGUUAAUUCUUUUUUUAAUUUAGUUUUAAACUCAUUUUCCCGCUUUGAUGCAAUACUGAAAACUGGCUAAAAAUACCAAAUCAAUAUGUUGCUAAUGGUACUUUAAAGAGUAUGCAAAACUGGAAGGCCAGGAGGAGCCAAAUAAUGUGUCUGCCCAACGUUUUCUCCCAGGAUUUGGUGCUUUAGGUUUUCAUAAGUUCUGAAAAGGAAGACACACAUUUCUUCAUUCUCCACGGUGUGCAUGGAAACGUGAGUGUGGAUGCGAAAGAAAUCCAGUAACAAAGGAUUAGCUGGCCCAUGAAAUAGUGCAAUGUCUGAUGCUUCAAGAGGUAUAAUCCUAUUUUAUUAGCACAAACUUGCUAGCUGAUUAGAGAUAGAGUUUAUCUUUUUAGAAAGGAUACCUUAUAGGUUCAUAAAAAAGAAUAUUUACAGGAAGCAAAAUAGAUCUAUUACUACUUUAACCCCCUUUCUUUAAUUUGUAUAAUUUUUGUACUAUAUAUCUAUGUGUAAAUGUUUAGAGCUUUCAUUAUGAAAAUAUCAAUAAAUAUGUCAUUAGUUUACAUUCAACUCUUUGUUAUAAAAUGAAACUUUUUAAAAAUAAGUGAAACGGAUGAUUUCCCAGUAGAAGUGUGUCAACAGUCUUAAGAUCAUUCCCAAAUUUCAUAAAAUACUUAGUUCUUUGAAAAAGAAACCAAGUCUCUUCAUACUCUAGGGAAACUAAUACUCUGUAAUCUUUCUGUACCAAUGUUUACGUUUCACUGUUUCACUUUGAGUUUUUUUUUUUCUUUUGCUAUGUGACCCAUGUUGGGCAUUUUUAUAUAAUCAACAACAACUAAAUCUUUUGCCAAAUGCAUGCUUGCCCUUUGUUUUCUAAUGUAUGGUAAUGAAGAGCAAAACUGGUUCAAUUUUGCAUGAAAUGAUUCUGAAAGAUAAAAAGAAAACAGACUUUGGGGGUUGUUUGUUUAAUUUUAAAUUUGUGACAGAGAUAGGUAGGUUAAAAUUCCUCAUAUGCUGAUAAUGCAAGGUUUCAUUUCCUCAUACAGCUGUACAAAUUUGACUGGGACCAUCAGUUUUAAACUGUUGUCAAGCUUAUUAAUGUAUCAUCUGCUUUAAGACACAAGAUUCUUCAUUAGACUUUAUAUAGAUAGAGACAUAUCUGUUGUUUCUUUGUAUUUCAGGAAAGGUGAUAGUAGUUUUAUUUGAUACUGAUAAAUAUUGAAUUGAUUUUUUUAGUUAUUUUUUAUCAUUUUUUCAAUGGAGUAGUAUAGGACUGUGCUUUGUCCUUUUUAUGAAUGAAAACAAAUUAUAAAGAAAUAAAUGUCUUACUGUUACCCAAGAAAUAACAACUGUCCUUUCAAUUUACCUAAAGUUGAAAAUUCAUUUUCAAAGGUUUUCAUUAUAAGCUCAAUAGCACAGAAUAAAUAUUACUUGUUAAUCAACAAAUCGUGUGAAGGGUUCUACAAAACGUACACGCACACACUUAAGGACCCAUGCGCACGAGCUUGCUUGCAUUCCUACAUUGAAAUAAGGUCAUGGGGUCAAUAACUUCAAUUUAUGGAAAUGUCAGGGAAUAUCAUUGGAUUUAAUGCUGGACACUAAAUAAAGCAAGCUGUUAGAUGCUAAAAAAAAAAAA
Messenger RNA from Manis pentadactyla (Chinese pangolin), 5997 nucleotides. RefSeq names its product contactin 1 (gene CNTN1). The record is from RefSeq and is a predicted model, not a curated record. Lineage: Eukaryota; Metazoa; Chordata; Mammalia; Pholidota; Manidae. Gene Ontology annotation, molecular function: cell-cell adhesion mediator activity. The transcript is spliced from 25 exons. Bases 241 to 3297 code for a protein of 1018 amino acids. Gene Ontology annotation, biological process: cell-cell adhesion; brain development.